This is a messenger RNA of Anolis carolinensis (green anole), 4213 nucleotides long. Its product is annotated as zinc finger protein 420-like. The record is from RefSeq and is a predicted model, not a curated record. Gene Ontology annotation, biological process: regulation of transcription by RNA polymerase II. Gene Ontology annotation, cellular component: nucleus. Gene Ontology annotation, molecular function: RNA polymerase II cis-regulatory region sequence-specific DNA binding; DNA-binding transcription factor activity, RNA polymerase II-specific. The transcript has 4 exons. Lineage: Eukaryota; Metazoa; Chordata; Lepidosauria; Squamata; Anolidae. The coding region runs from base 2282 to 3928 and encodes 548 amino acids.
UCCCAUUGGCCGAUUCCUGGAGUGACCGUUAACGGCAGAAGGGCGGGGCGGGGGGCGGGGCGGGGGCGUUCCUGCCCGGAGACCGAUGACGCCGCUCUGAGAGGAAGGCGGAUUCUCAUUGGGCGUUGGGAAGAAAGGAAAGAAGGGGCGUGUCUCUCCGCCUGCCUCUCCGCUUCUCUCAAGCCCCGCCCCUCUGUGGGAAUCUUGCCCGCGGCCGCCAUGUUUCUUGAGGGCGGAAGUGCAGCGAGAGGCGGGAAGACUCGGGAUGGGCGGGGCCGGGCGGCGCUCUUUCCUGUCAGCGCCUUCGAGGGAAGGAAGGAAGGAAAGAAGGAAAGAGGAGGAGGCCUUUCGGAGAGAGAGAGAGAGAGAGAGAGAGGAGUAUUUAUACCCCGCCCUUCUCGCCCCGAAGGGGACUCAGAGCGGCUUACAGAACACGCAUACGGCAAACAUUCAGUGCCUGAUUCUACAAUUAACAAGGACAGACAACGCAGACACAGGAGUUUUCAACUGAACAUUGGAUUUGUUAUGUAACCACUUUCAUCCAAUAGAUGUCAUAUUGUGAUAAGUUUUCAAAUAAAUGUCUUUUCUAAACAAGCUCCUCUAUUUGGCAAUGCUUCAGGAAGAUGUUUUGACUUCUGUUCAAUUCAAGGUCUCACUGAAAAAUCUUCCUUAUUUCCUUUCUCUUUUCUCUCUAAUCCAGAACAUUACAAAUCACGAUUGCAUUGGGACUGUACCUAUUUCGUCACAAGAAGAACUUCACUUUAUCUUCGAUUUCAAAAUUUGAGCUUCCCCAUUCAUUCUUGUUUCUCCUCUUUCUUCCUUUUCUGUUUUCAGAGUUACCUCUUUGUCUUUGUCUAUAACAGAUUUCAUAUGCAAUAGGGUAACAGUGUAAAUCAAUGUUUCUCAACCAGGGGGUCGGGACCCCUGGGUAGGUCACCAGGGGGAUGUCAGAGGUGUUGUCAAAGACCAUCAGAAAACACAUAUUUCUGAUGGUCUUAGGAACCCCUUUGGCAGUCCUUGUGAAUGUGAUCAACAAAUUCUCUGGUUAAUUGGGGGACUAAUUAUUUAUUUAUUUAUUUAUUUAUUUUAUCAGACUUGUAUACCGCUACUCCCAGUUUGGCUCAGAGCGGUUUAAAUUAAAUUAAAUAAAUUAAAACAAUACACUUAGCUUUAAAAUAACAAUAAAAACAGACAUAGCCCCAUGUUUUUCACCCAUCGAAAGCUUGUCGGAAGAGCAAGGUUUUGCAGGCUUUCCAAAAGGCAAGUAGGCCUCGGAUAGUUCGAGUUUCAACUGGCAAGGCAUUCUAUAAAUGAGGGGCUACAAUCGAGAAGGCUCUCUGCCUAGUAGAAGACAAAUGAUAAGUCCGUAUGUUAGGGACUUCAAGCAAAUUUUGGUCUUUGGACCGAAGUAAUCUCUGGGGUUGGUAGGGGGAUAAGCGGGCCCUCAGGUACGCCGGCCCCAAACCAUGUAAGGCCUUAAAGGUUAGUACCAGUAUCUUGAAAGUAAUCCGGUACUCAAUCGGUAGCCAGUGCAGCUGUUGUAGAAUUGGGGUGAUACGCCACCUCGCCGGCACCCCGGCGAGAAGACGGAGCCGCCGCGUUUUGCACCAGCUUUAGUUUCCGGAUCACUGACAGAGGAAGGCCAAUGUAGAGGGCGUUACAGUAGCCGAGCCUCAAGAUGACCGUCGCCUGGAUCACCGUAGCCAGGUCGUUCCUAGAUAGGUAGGGAGCCAGUCGCCUAGCCUGACGUAGAUGGAAAAACGCAGAUCUGCUCACAGCAGAGACCUGGGCCUCCAUUGUGAGCAGAGGGUCCAAUAAGACACCAAGACUUUUUACAGAAGAUGACGGACGCAGUGUCUCGCCAUCCAGGGUAGGCAGCUGCAUCUCCCCCCCACCCGGACGGCCCAGCCAAAGGAUCUCCGUCUUCGCUGGAUUCACCCUCAACCUGCUGGCACGCAAUCAUCCAGUAACGGCCUCAAGGCACUGAUGGAAACUAUCGGGUAACCUCUAAACGAACCUUAUGAAGAAAACAUUGCCCUUUGCCUUUCGUCUGAAAUGAAAGUACGCAGGAUUAACAAGAACAAGAAAUGAAUUGGAGAAAUUAUAUUUCAAGCUACAUAACUUUAAAUGUAAGGAAAGGGAGGAUUGUGCUGUAAAAAGAGGGGUUGGUAAAGAGAAAAUAAGGCUACAGCAAUACAGAGACUGGGAAGAGGAAAUGUCCUAUUCAGGAGUCCAUAUCUGUGAACUUCAGGCAUAAUAUUAGAAUAAUAAAUGUUAAAAAAUGGAAAAUUCAUUGUCAAAAUCACACACAGGGGAGAAGCGACAUAAUUGUAAGGACUGUGGGAAAUGUUUCAUUGAGAGAAGUUCUCUUGCUAAACAUCAACGAACUCACACAGGAGAGAAGCCAUAUAAAUGCAUGGAAUGUGGAAAGAGCUUCAGUGAGAGUGGAAAUCUACGCGCCCAUCAAAGGACUCACACAGGGGAGAAGCCACAUACAUGCAUGGAAUGUGGAAAGAGCUUCAGUGAGAGUGGAAAUCUACGCGCCCAUCAAAGGACUCACACAGGGGAGAAGCCAUAUAAAUGCAUGGAAUGUGGAAAGAGCUUCAGUCGGAGUGGAGAUCUACGCACCCAUCAAAGGACUCACACAGGGGAGAAGCCACAUACAUGCAUGGAAUGUGGAAAGAGAUUCAGUCAGAGUGGACAUCUGCAUAUCCAUCAAAGGACUCACACAGGGGAGAAGCCACAUACAUGCAUGGAAUGUGGAAAGAGCUUCAGUAAGAGUGGACAUCUGCGUAUCCAUCAAAGGACUCACACAGGGGAGAAGCCACAUACAUGCAUGGAAUGUGGAAAGAGCUUCAGUCAGAGUGGACAUCUGCGUAUCCAUCAAAGGAUGCACACAGGAGAGAAGCCACAUACAUGCAUGGAAUGUGGAAAGAGCUUCAGUCAUAGUGGAAGUCUACGCACCCAUCAAAGGAUUCACACAGGGGAGAAGCCACAUACAUGCAGGGAAUGUGGAAAGAGCUUCAGUAAGAGUGGACAUCUGCGCACCCAUCAAAGGACUCACACAGGGGAGAAGCCACAUACAUGCAUGGAAUGUGGAAAGAGAUUCAGUGAGAGUGGACAUCUGCGCACCCAUCAAAGGACUCACACAGGGGAGAAGCCACAUACAUGCAUGGAAUGUGGAAAGAGAUUCAGUGAGAGUGGACAUCUGCGCACCCAUCAAAGGACUCACACAGGGGAGAAGCCACAUACAUGCAGGGAAUGUGGAAAGAGCUUCAGUAAGAGUGGAAAUCUACACACCCAUCAAAGGACCCACACAAGGGAGAAGCCACAUACAUGCAUGGAAUGUGGAAAGAGCUUCAGUCAGAGUGGAAAUCUACACACCCAUCAAAGGACUCACACAGGAGAGAAGCCACAUACAUGCAUGGAAUGUGGAAAGAGCUUCAGUCGGAGUGACUAUCUACGUUCCCAUCAAAGGACUCACACAGGAGAGAAGCCACAUACAUGCAUGGAAUGUGGAAAGAGCUUCAGUGGGAGUGGAGAUCUGCGUAUCCAUCAAAGGAUUCACACAGGGGAGAAGCCACAUACAUGCAUGGAAUGUGGAAAGAGCUUCAGUAAGAGUGGACAUCUGCGUAUCCAUCAAAGGACUCACACAGGAGAGAAGCCACAUACAUGCAUGGAAUGUGGAAAGAGAUUCAGUGAGAGUGGACAUCUGCGUAUCCAUCAAAGGACUCACACAGGAGAGAAGCCACAUACAUGCAUGGAAUGUGGAAAGAGCUUCAGUCAGAGUGGACAUCUGCGUAUCCAUCAAAGGAUCCACACAGGGGAGAAGCCACAUAAAUGCAUGGAAUGUGGAAACAGCUUCAGUAAGAGUGGACAUCUGCGUACCCAUCAAAGGAUGCACACAGGAGAGAAGCCACAUAAAUAGGACAAGUGCAAAGAAGCCAGAAUGUUUGUCCAAAGAACUUCUAAUGACUAUGACUUAAAAUAGACAUGAACAGGAAGUGGAAGGGGAAGAAAUCACAAAAUCAUAUAACCAUAGAGUUGGAAGAGACCUCAUGGGUCAUCUAGUCCAACCCCCUGCCAAGAAGCAGGAAAUUCCAUUCAAAGCACCCCGGACAGAUGGCCAUCCAGCCUCUGCUUAAAAGCCUCCAAAGAAGGUUCCACAGCUGAACUGCUCUCACAGUGAGGAAGUUCUUCCUUAUGUUCAGGU